AUGUAUGUCAUGCUGAUAGGCAUGCUCUUCGCCCAUGCCUCAAACUUUGUCGUCAUUUGGAAGCCGGUUGUGCUCAGCUGUCUGCUGAGUCGCGUCUUCCCUGGUCUUGCCUUUUCCAUGAUCUACGGCGCCCUGGCUACCAAGACCAACCGAAUAGCGCGCAUUCUGGAGGGCUCCAAACGGAUCUACCUGAAGAAACAACGUUUUCUCUCUCUGACAGCGCAGCUUGUCAUAACGGCCCUGAUAAACCUUGUGGAAAUAGCGGUAAUAUCUGUCAUGCUGAUUCUGGAACCACCGGGUCCUGAACUGCGCUACUUCAAUACUUAUACUAUGGCACGCCUGAUAUGCAACACCACCCGAAAUGGGACGGUCAUACCGCUGGCGCUUGGUAUGAUUCUCAUCGUGGUGUGUACCUGUUAUGCCAUAAAGACACGCAACCUACCUCAUAAUUUCAAUGAGGCUAAAUUCAUUGGAUUCACAAUGUAUACCACUUGCGUCCUUUGGCUGGCUAUCCUACCCAUCUAUCUUGGCGGCUAUGAGACGGAAUUUGCCUUGACAAUGGCCGUCAGUCUGUCGGCAACCAUUGCCUUCGUCAUCCUCUUCAUUCCAAAAAUCUACAUUAUGCUGUUCCACCCGGAGAAGAACUCGCGGAUGGCAUUUGUGACGGCGAAGGAUAUUCGAUGUCAUAUUGGUGUGUUACAAACGAAUAUCGAUCAGAAGCGCAAGAAGGGGUAA
Messenger RNA from Dibothriocephalus latus, 735 nucleotides. The record is from the annotation of a GenBank genome assembly. Lineage: Eukaryota; Metazoa; Platyhelminthes; Cestoda; Diphyllobothriidea; Diphyllobothriidae.